This is a messenger RNA of Cladophialophora bantiana CBS 173.52, 1755 nucleotides long. RefSeq lists its product as uncharacterized. Gene Ontology annotation, molecular function: amino acid transmembrane transporter activity. Gene Ontology annotation, biological process: amino acid transmembrane transport. The record is from RefSeq and is a predicted model, not a curated record. NCBI's taxonomy places the organism in Eukaryota, Fungi, Ascomycota, Eurotiomycetes, Chaetothyriales, Herpotrichiellaceae. Gene Ontology annotation, cellular component: membrane. The transcript has 3 exons. Bases 1 to 1755 code for a protein of 584 amino acids.
AUGUCUUCUGCGCACGACUACAGCUUCAGUGAGAAAGAUGGCAUGCCUCCUCACAUGCUGGACGAAACCCCCAUCGCCCGGGGCGUCCGUACCCACUCCGACAGUGAUCGUAACCCUGACGAGGAGAACGCUGUGAGACGUGGUUCUACAUCACGCAAGCAUUCCGUCGUGGCAUCCAUCAAGGCUAACUAUGGUCUUGCCGAAGCACCAGAUUACCCUAGCAGCAUCAAAGUGGGAUAUGAUAGCACUCAUCGAAAAUUGAAGCCGAGACAUAUCCAACUCAUAGGAAUUGGUGGGACGAUUGGCACGGCGCUGUACGUGCAGAUCGGGAGAGGGUUGCUCAAUGGUGGGCCUGGGAGCUUGUUUCUGGCUUUUACGAUCUGGUGUACAUUCAUCCUCUGCGUCACGAACUGUAUGGCCGAGAUGGUCACCUAUCUCCCCAUUUCCUCGCCCUUCAUCCGCUUCGCAGGCCGCUAUGUCGAUGAAGCCUUUGGCGUUGCCGCGGGCUACAACUUCUUCGUCUUUGAAGCCAUGUUGGUCCCUUUUGAGAUCGUGGCGUGCAACGUCAUCAUCCACUUUUGGAGCGACAUCGUGCCCGCCGGGGGGAUCAUCGCAAUCGUGAUCGUCUGCUAUGCGCUGGUGAAUCUGUUUGCCGUGCAAUGGUACGGCGAGACGGAAUUUUGGCUCGCGCUGGGCAAAGUCCUCCUGAUUGUCGGGUUGAUCAUUUACACGUUCAUUGCCAUGCUGGGAGGAAAUCCCCUGGGUGAUCGAUUUGGCUUUCGGUAUUGGAACAACCCGGGCUCCUUCACGGAGCUCUACUACGGCGGCGCUCUAGGGAGAUUUUUGGGAUUCCUGCAGUGUCUGAUCCAGGCUUCCUUCACCAUCGCCGGACCGGACUACGUCUCGAUGGCGGCUGGCGAGGCUGAGAAUCCGCGCAAGGUGCUCCCCAAGGCCUUCAAGGCCGUCUUCUACCGGCUCACGGCCUUCUUCAUGCUCGGCUCGCUCUGCGUCGGCAUCCUCGUGCCGUACAAUGACACAGAGCUCACCGAGGCCUUUUCGACGGGGAAGCCCGGCGCCGCGGCGUCUCCGUACGUCGUGUCCAUGAACAGACUGCGCAUCCAGGUCCUCCCGCACAUCGUCAACGCCAUGGUUCUCGGCAGCGCGUUCUCUGCCGGCAACAGCUACGUCUACUGCGCCAGUCGCAGCCUGUUUGGGCUAGCGCUCGAAGGGAAAGCGCCCCGGAUCUUCACGCGCUGCACGAAGAACGGCGUGCCUGUGUACUGCGUGGCGCUCGUGCUGGCAAUCAGUCUGCUGAGCUUCCUGCAAGUCAGCAACGAUGCCGCCGUGGUGCUGAGUUGGUUCGUCAAUCUGGUAACGGCAUCACAACUGAUAAACUUCUCUGUCAUGGCCUUCACAUUCCUCAAAUUCAAGCGCGCUCUCGAGGCCCAGGGCAUCGACCGGUCCACACUUCCCUACAAGUCGUGGUGGCAGCCCUUCUCGGCCUACUACGCGCUGACGGGAUGCUUCAUCAUGACCUUUGUGGGCGGCUACACCGUGUUCCUCCCCGGGUUCUGGGAUGUGCCCAGUUUUCUGUUUAGCUAUACCAUGAUCGGCGUGUUUCCCGCCCUUUUCGUCUUCUGGAAGUGGUUCCGCAAGACGAAAUGGCUUGCACCACAUGAGGUCGACUUGCAACCCAAGGAAAUGGAUGAGAUUGCAGAGUAUGAGCGGAGUUAUACACCGCGCCCGCCGAGGUGA